Molecule: messenger RNA, 2504 nt
Organism: Macrosteles quadrilineatus (aster leafhopper)
Lineage: Eukaryota; Metazoa; Arthropoda; Insecta; Hemiptera; Cicadellidae
Product: MICOS complex subunit Mic60-like
Exons: 16
Coding region: 246-2408 (720 amino acids)
Biological process (GO): cristae formation
Cellular component (GO): MICOS complex
Source: RefSeq, a predicted model, not a curated record
CACAGUCGUACUUAAUUAACGAACGACAACAAUGUAAAAGUCAACUAGGCCUAGUGUUAAGUUAAACAUCGGCAAAUAUUUAUUUUAACUUAUUACUUUGGUUAUGAUUUAUUAGGACUAGGCCUAAGUACUUAAAAAAUUUAAAACGAGUUAUCUUUUUAUCUCAUGUCAAUUGUUAGAAUAGGAGAUCCAGUAAAUAAUAUUUUAAAGUAUUAGCUUAGGUAUAACAUUAUUUAUUUCCCAAUAUGUUGAUUGGUAAAGCUACUGGAGUGUGUGUUAGGAAUCUAGGAUGGAAAGCUGGAAUAUUGUCUCCAAGAAUUAUACGUUCCGAAAGGUUUACAGAUACUACACCUUUACCACUUUUCACUCUUCAACAGAGAUACAAGACUACGAGUUCAAAUGAAAAUGAUUCAUGUAAAGAUGAGCCUCAAAAGUCUAGAAAAAUCAGGAAACUAGCAGCCAUAGCUCUUUUUGGAACUACAGUUGCUAUCGUAACUGCAAAGCAUGACAAUGACUUCCGAGAUUGGUCUAAAGAGCAUAUUCCUGCUCUAGACAACAUGGUCAAAAUUAUAUUUCAAGAGGAACAAACAUAUUUAGAAUCUCUUGAUAAAGCUCAUAAGGCUGUCAGUGCUAGGAUAAAAAAUGCUUUAUACUACCUUUUUAAGGAAAACAGUGGAAGUAAACAUGACAACUCCAAUUUUAGAACUCUCGGAGACCAGUCUGGGAAGUUGCCAGCUUUGGAGCCUUGUGAUGCAAAACCUUACAAGCCCCCUGAAUCUGCAUUUCUCCCAAAAAUUGAAAAUGAAAAAACAGAAGACAUUACCAAGUCAGCCCAGGUGCCUAAAGAGCUUCAGGAAAUGCAGCUGCUUGAAGAUAAAUUGAGUAAAACUGCUCAGGACACGAUUCAAAGUUUAGAAACUACAGUUUGUGCUUUAAGAGAUUAUUCAAAGAUGGUUGAAUACUUGGAUCAAAUAAUUAGUUCGAGCAGCACUACAACAUGGGACAAAAUUAGGAGGCUACAGUCCGAUGCGGUGAAGGGAAUGGAGAAAUCUCGAUCUCAACUCCUUAAUUUCAAAGCACUUGAAAAACAAUUGACAGCAAGGUUAAAAGAUGAUACAUACAUAUCUGAUGACAUUAAAGCAAAGGCGCAAAAUAAUGUAAAUACAGUUUCAAAGGAUGUUAAGGAUGCAAUCGCAAAGUUGGAAAAGACAAAAGAAAACACAGUGCUAGCGAGACGUUCAUGGGAUAAAGUCAAAAGAGCAAGGCUCCAUUUCUCGGAAGAACUUGAAAUACUUUUUCCGAAUAUUUGGUUGAAUGAUGAAAAACUGAAUGUACCUGCUGAUCAAUUCGACUCUUUUAUUGAAUAUGUCAUAAGUAUGAUGGCUUUUUGGGGUAAACAGAGUUUGAUUUGCACUAAUGAAGAGCCAGAGAGUAAAGAAAAUUUCAAUUCCCUGAUUGAGGACUACAAAAACAAUAAUCCUGAAGCUAUACAAAAAAUUGCAGAUGAUCUCGCCACCCAUAUGCUAAGAUUUGAGAAGGCAAAAUAUGGAGCAGAAUUGCAGAAAAAUGUACUGGCACACCAGGCCAAGUGUGACCAUGCAGCCAAGACUUUGAUGAAGCAGACCAAGGAAGUGUAUGCAGAUCUCACAGCUGAGGCUCUCAGCAUUAAAGAAAAGGAGGUCGAACGCAAAAUACAACAACAGCUGGAGGAGCGUCUAGCUCAGGCAAGAGCAGAACACAAGAUGGAGGUGGCCAAGAUGGUGGGGCGAAUGCAAGGAGCUAAUGAGGCAAUUGCAAAGAGAGGUGAGAAAGACAAGAGCCAGCAGGAUAAGCAGCAGUUCUGGAGCGCAGCCCAGAGGCUAAUGUCAGCUGUGAAGCCUAUUGGAGCUGCAGCUCAAGGACAGGAGCCAAAACCUCUCAAGAAUGAAAUCACCAACCUCAACAAGGCCAAAUUGGACGGUGACGAGCUGGUAGAGAGUGUGUUGAGCUCCAUCCCCCCUGAUGCAAUCGAGCGAGGAGUGCCAUCCGAAGCACUACUCAGAGAAAGGUUUUUUAAGGUGACGAAAAGUGCAAGGGCAUGGGCAGGUGUGCCUCCAGGAGAAGUGACACUGAUUCAGGUGCUACUAGCCAGAUUUCAGAGUGCUCUCUAUCUGAACAUUGACAUUCCUCAGGCUGAGCUUGAUAAUGAACCUGCUAUUGAUCCUCAAGAACUUAACAACUAUGACAUCCUUUCUAGAGCUAAAUACUAUGUAGACAGAGGAGAGUUUGACCAAGCCAUCCGCUACCUGAACCUGCUACAAGGACCUGCAGGUCUGGUAGCCUCAGACUGGGUCAGGGAUGCUCUCAUGUAUCUAGAGACUAGACAAGCUGCCGAGUUGCUUCUAGCUCACGCCACCACACAGCUCUAAUCACACUGCAUCUGUGUUCACAUUGUUAAAUUUGAAGUUUAAUUUAUUCAAUUGUUUUAUAACAUUUAAAAAAUAAAUAUUAAGUCUUGAAACUUU